Messenger RNA from Saccostrea cuccullata (small rock oyster), 912 nucleotides. RefSeq lists its product as uncharacterized. NCBI's taxonomy places the organism in Eukaryota, Metazoa, Mollusca, Bivalvia, Ostreida, Ostreidae. The transcript is spliced from 4 exons. The coding region runs from base 1 to 897 and encodes 298 amino acids. The record is from RefSeq and is a predicted model, not a curated record.
AUGUGGAGAACCCUGUAUAUAUAUAUAUAUAUAUAUAUAUAUAUAUAUAUAUAUAUAUAUAAUUAUUUUUCUAGACAAAAUGGUCUUCUAAUAUGCUGUGCAGGAUUUUUUCGCAACCAAGAGACCGGUGAAUGUGAUGAAUGUCUGGUAGGAUACUUUGGUCCAGACUGUAUGCAGAAAUGCUCUUAUCCGACAUACGGAAAAGAUUGUCAGCAAGACUGUUCUUGCAAGGAAUUUUUUUGCGAUUUCGCCAAAGGAUGCAUUUUUCCAUUGUAUUCGAAAGUAUUGCUGGAAAUAACGACGAAAACAGGUCAUUAUAAAGUUAGUCAUGAAAUUAAAUCUGGUAACAAAAAUGUGAAUGUUUCCAAUAAAGUACAAAAAGGAACAAAAAUAUUUCACACAACGCUUAUAUUUCCUAGAAAUACGGAAGAGGAGAAGUUUAACGAAACCAAAUUUAUCAUUUUAACAGGAGUGGUUGUUACAUUAUUUGGAUCUUGUGUUUCAUUUUAUGUUUUAAAAAAACUUUUAGACAGAUCAAAACAAAAAAGAGAUGAGAUCGAAGGAGAUUCUAAGUAUGCAAAUUUACAUAUGGAGUCGAAAGAUAUUCAGACCAAGAUACGUCAUGAAGAGAGGGAAGCAAUUAACGAAGAUGCAGUUUAUUUAUAUCCUGUACUUGAAAAUAGCCCAAAUUAUGAGGAAAUUGAUGAAAUAGAUUCCUUUAAAGAAACCAAAACAUCGGAUAAAUUUGCUGUAUCUAAUGUAUCAUCCUGUUCGGAAAAUGAAUUAGAACUACAAUUAAAAUAUGAUGACAAUCUUUAUUUAACCCCUACAGAGAAACCCUGUCACGUUUAUGUUUAUUUGACCGAUGAAGUCGGAGAAAAUGUGGCUUUUGAAUAACUUAUUUGCAAUAUG